This is a messenger RNA of Magallana angulata, 5888 nucleotides long. RefSeq names its product DNA topoisomerase 2-alpha-like. Gene Ontology annotation, molecular function: ATP binding; DNA topoisomerase type II (double strand cut, ATP-hydrolyzing) activity; DNA binding. The transcript is spliced from 34 exons. Gene Ontology annotation, cellular component: nucleus. Gene Ontology annotation, biological process: DNA topological change; sister chromatid segregation; resolution of meiotic recombination intermediates. Lineage: Eukaryota; Metazoa; Mollusca; Bivalvia; Ostreida; Ostreidae. The record is from RefSeq and is a predicted model, not a curated record. Bases 32 to 5179 code for a protein of 1715 amino acids.
UAUUGAGUGAAAAUGUUAAUACCAUUUUGAAAUGAGAUCAAGAUGUCUCUUGACAUAUUUUGAGAAAAUUGUCUUGAAUGACCGAUGCAGUCGGCAGUUUUUCUCAGAUUUGCCACCGAAACUUACCCUGUUUAAUAACAUAAGUAAAAAGAAUUCGGAAAAGACAACAAAGGAUAAAGCCAUGUCGGGGGAUAAUACAGACAUCAUGCAUCUGCCGGCUGCAGCUGAAGGUGGUAAAGGUGAAAAGAAAAGACUGUCAAUUGAAAGGAUUUACCAGAAGAAGUCACAAUUGGAACAUAUUCUUCUCCGUCCAGAUACAUACAUUGGUUCUGUGGAAUCAGUCACUCAGGCUAUGUGGGUAUAUGACUCAGAUUUGGAACAAAUGGUUCAACGAGACAUCACUUUUGUGCCUGGAUUGUACAAAAUUUUUGAUGAGAUUAUUGUCAAUGCAGCUGACAACAAACAGAGGGAUCCUGGUAUGACCACAAUGAAGAUUGACAUUGAUCCAGAGAACAACAAAAUCAAAGUUUGGAACAAUGGAAGGGGGAUUCCUGUUAUUGAACAUAAAACAGAGAAGAUGUAUGUCCCAACAAUGAUAUUUGGACACCUCCUGACAUCUAGCAACUAUGAUGACAGCCAAAAGAAAGUUACAGGUGGUAGAAAUGGGUAUGGAGCAAAGUUGUGCAACAUUUUCAGUACAAAGUUCAUCGUGGAAACAUCUUGUAAGGAGUACCACAAAGCCUUCAAACAGACAUGGAUAGACAACAUGGGGAAAACUAAAGAACCCACCAUCACAGAUGCCAAAAAUGAGGACUUCACAUCCAUCACUUUCUUCCCUGACUUACAGAAGUUCAAAAUGGAAAGUCUGACCAAGGACAUGGUUGAUCUGUUCACGCGCAGGGCGUAUGACAUUGCAGCGUCAUCUAGAGGCGUCAAAGUUUUUCUGAAUGGGAAAAGACUUCCAGUGAAAAAUUUCAAAGAUUAUAUCAACUUGUAUCUGAAAGACAAAACAGAUGAUAAUGGACAACCAUUGCCUGUGAUUCAUGAGGCGGCCAAUGAGCGCUGGGAGGUGGCGGUAACCUUGAGUGAGAAAGGCUUCCAGCAAGUCAGCUUUGUCAACAGCAUUGCAACCACCAAGGGAGGAAGGCACGUAGACAAUGUUACAGAUCAGGUUGUGACUAAGCUAAUCGAAGUUGUGAAGAAAAAGAACAAAGGAGGAAUUGCAAUCAAACCUUUCCAAGUAAAGAACCACCUCUGGAUAUUUGUCAAUUGCCUGAUAGAAAAUCCAACAUUUGACUCACAGACAAAAGAGUCAAUGACAUUGCAAGCCAAACAGUUUGGAUCAAAGUGCACUCUCUCUGAAAAAUUCAUUAAUCAGGUCAGUAAAUGUGGAAUUGUGGACAACAUUUUGAGCUGGAUGAAGUUCAAAGCACAAACUCAGUUGAACAAGAAGCUGACUUCAAGUAAAACUUCGAAGAUGAAAGGAAUUCCGAAAUUGGACGAUGCCAAUGAUGCAGGAACGAGGAAUUCCCGCGACUGUACCCUAAUCCUUACUGAAGGAGAUUCAGCCAAGUCCCUGGCUGUCGCUGGUUUGGGUGUUGUAGGAAGGGACAAAUACGGAGUGUUCCCCCUGAAGGGAAAAGUUCUCAAUGUACGAGAAGCUACGCACAAACAGAUCAUGGACAAUGCUGAAAUCAACAACAUCAUCAAAAUCAUGGGUCUGCAGUUCAAGGAGAAGUACAACGACCCAGACACCCUUAAGAACCUGAGAUACGGCAAACUGAUGAUCAUGACAGAUCAGGAUCAGGAUGGCUCUCACAUCAAGGGCCUUCUCAUCAACUUCAUGCACCACUUCUGGCCCAACCUCCUGAAGUACAAUGUCAUUGAGGAGUUCAUCACACCCAUUGUCAAGGUUACAAAAGGAAAAACAGAGCUAUCUUUCUACAGCUUACCAGAGUUUGAGGAAUGGAAGAGAGAAACAGAAAACUGGCACACCUACCGAGUAAAGUACUACAAAGGUUUGGGUACCAGCACAUCAAAAGAGGCCAAGGAAUACUUCAGUGAUAUGGAGCGUCACAAAAUCCCAUUCAAGUACACAGGAGCAGAGGAUGACGCUGCCAUCAAUCUGGCUUUCAGUAAAAAGAAGAUUGAAGAAAGAAAAGAAUGGCUCACAAGUUGGAUGGAAGACAGAAAAAGGAGAUCUGAAAUGGGAUUGCCUGAGAACUUCUUGUAUGGAAAAGGCACCAAGGCCAUUACAUACAAUGACUUUAUCAAUCGGGAGUUGAUCCUAUACUCCAACAUGGACAACACUCGCUCCAUUCCCUCCAUGGUGGACGGACUUAAACCCGGUCAGCGAAAAGUCCUGUUCACCUGCCUGAAAAGGAAUCUCACCAAGGAGCUAAAGGUGGCUCAGCUCGCCGGUUCUGUGGCCGAAAUGUCAGCUUAUCACCACGGUGAGGCAUCUUUGAUGAACACAAUCAUCAACUUGGCUCAAAACUUUGUUGGCUCCAACAACCUGAACAUCCUGCAGCCCAUUGGUCAGUUUGGUACCAGGUUACACGGGGGGAAAGACGCUGCCAGCCCUCGUUACAUCUUUACAGCUCUCAGCCCAUUAGCACGUAUGCUAUUCAACAUAAACGAUGAUCCUUUGCUGAAGAGCAAUUUUGAUGACAACUUGAAGAUUGAGCCUGAGUGGUACUGUCCCAUCAUUCCUAUGGUGCUGGUAAAUGGAGCGGAAGGAAUCGGAACAGGAUGGAGCACCAAGCUCCCGAACUAUGACGUCAGGGAGAUCAUUGCCAACAUCAAGAGAAUGCUAGAUGGGGAAGACCCUCUUCCAAUGGUGCCUAGUUACAAGAACUUCAAGGGCACGAUAGAGGAGCUGAGUGAGAGCCGGUUCAUUGCGAGUGGAGAGGUGGCCAUUAUUGACGACCAGACCAUUGAGAUCACAGAGCUGCCCAUCAGGACCUGGACCCAGAACUACAAAGAGGAUGUGCUGGAGGUCAUGUUACACGGGACAGAGAAAACGCCCUCAAUGAUUACGGAUUUCAAAGAGUAUCACACAGAUUCUACAGUAAAGUUUGUUGUAAAGAUGACACCAGAGAAGCUGGCAGCUGCAGAGGAACAGGGACUUCACAAAGUCUUCAAACUGCAGUCCAACAUUUCCACAAACACAAUGGUGUUGUUUGACCACAAUGGUUGUAUCAGGCGGUAUGAAGACAUCACAGAUGUCCUGAGAGAGUACUUUGAUGUCCGUUUGAGUCUCUACCAGAAACGCAAGGACUACAUGGAGGGGCUGUUGACAGCCGAGGCCAAUCGUCUGGAGAACAUUGCCAGGUUUAUUAUGGAGAAAAUAGAUGGCCUUAUUACAAUUGAGAACAAGCCAAAGAAAGAACUGAUUCAGAUGUUGGUCAGAAGAGGCUAUGACUCGGAUCCAUUAAAGAGAUGGAAAGAAUUACAGGCCAAGGACAAAGAGGAUGCUGAUGAAAAUGAAGAGGAGGAUGAUGAUGAGAGCACCGCUUCUGGUUCAUCGGGUGGCCCCGACUUCAACUACAUCCUCAACAACCCACUGUGGUGCCUGACCAAGGAAAAGAAAGAUGCCUUACUGAAACAGAGGGAUGAGAAAAAAUCUGAACUAGAAGCUCUGAAGAGAAAGAGUAAAGAAGACCUGUGGAUGGAUGAUUUGGAGGAAUUUAUGCAAAAUCUGGAGGAUUUGGAGCAGAGGGAGAGGGAGGAUGAGAAGCAGUCGUUGAGCAAACCUGUCAAGAUAAAGGGGAAAGGAGUGAAGGCCCGUAAAGUAGUAGAGGAGAUGAACAAACCAUCGCCCAUGGGUCGACGAGUGGUGCCAAGAAUCGACACUGCCAUGAAGAACAAAGCAGACGCAGCAGCAAACAAGAUUCAGAAAGCCAAACUGAAAAAAGAGGCAAAGAACCUUAUGGAUUGCUUUGACAAGGAAGAGGAGGAGGAGGAGGAUGUUAUGGAGCACACAAGUCUAGCGGAACGUCUGGAGAAAAAGACGGGCAUCAAGUCUCCAACGUCUAAAGUAAAUGGACAGCCCAAGACAGAAGCAGUCGCUGAGAAACCUGCAAAAAAGAAACAAGUACGCAAGCCAAGAGACACCUCUGCAAGUCCCAAGAAGAAAGGAAAGAAAGGCAAAAAGAAGAAUCCUUGGUCAGAUUCGGAAGAGGAAUCGGAGGGUGGCAUGUCGGACUCUGACAUGGAUGGCAGCUUCAUGGAGAAUCUGAAGCCCAAAAUUGACAGACCAAAACGGGAAACAAAAACUAAGCAAGCCAAGUACAGUUUUGAUUCUGAUGAGGGUUCCAUCAAGUCGGACAGUGAUGAAGAGUUUGUGGCUGUCAACAAUGAGGUCCAUGAACCCAGAGUAGUAUCUUCUGAGGAUGACAUGCCUGUAUCUAAAAAGUCCAAGGCUGUGGUGGAAGAUGACGACUCGCCCAUUAAAAAGACAAAGAAGACAAAAACAAAAAAGCCUGCUAUGGAGUUUUUGGAUUCCUCAGAUGAAGAGGAUGGUAGCUCUCCAAAGUCGGAUGCCCUCACAUGGAAGUCUGCUUCCACAAAAGAGCCAGCCCCAACAGUUAUAAGUGAUGAUGAUGAUGACGACAAAGUCAACAAGGAUAUCUUCAAGUCAAUAUCUGAGCCCAAGGCAGCAGCCAAAAAACCGGCGGCAAAAAAAAAGACAGCAGCUAAAAAAGCGGACCCCAAACAACCAUCCAUAGCUCAGGCCUUUAAGCCUAACACUGAGAAUAAUAAGCCCAAGCAGCGCAAGCUGUUAACCACCAAGAAGCCGGUGCUGACCAUAUCUGACGACGAGGAAGGGGACGACGAUGAUGUCCUGAUAUCAGAGAAACCACCAAAAGAGACCAAGCCCAAGAAGGCAGCUAAACCAAAGAAAAAGUCAACAGAUGAUUCUGAGGAUGAUAAGCCGAAAAAAGCCACCAAGAAAAGGCCUGCAAAGAACUUCUCAGACAGCGACUUUUCAGAGGACGAUUUCCUGCCUAAGAAAGCAGCUGGAGUGAAAAAGAAGAAAAAGUCGGAAAGCGACGAUGAAUUUGAAAUGGAGGAGGAUGUUGAUAUACCAGUAGCCCCCCGAGCCAGAGCUGGAGGGAGAGCCAAGGGUGCAAUAAAGUACAACUUCGGGGAAUCAUCAGAAGAAAGUGACUUUUAGAGAAAACAGGAAAUGUGCAUUGUCAUCAGGAACUUUUUUACCUUCAUGGAACAAAUUUUUAGUUUCAUCAUAUUGUUUUAUUUUAUUAUCAUAAGCCUUAAAACUUUGUCGUUGUUAGUGAGAUAGAUUGAGUGAAUUUAUUUCGGGACAUAAACAUGUAUUUGUAAUUGGUUUUUACUGUACAUUAAAUUAAUUAAAUGAAGGAAAAGUGAAGUUGAGUGAGCCAGCAAUAUAAAAAAGAUUUUUGUAUAUUCAUUAGAAUUUAUUUAACAUUCUUCUCAUCAGCUGUCAUCAUCCUAUAAAUGUACAUGUAUGUUGUGUCAACUUUUUAAUUGCUCUGAAUCUAAAAUCUUCUGGUCUAUCUUUCUGUCAGUUUUUUGUGUUACUGUCUGUAAAACAUGAUAAAAGAUGUUAAUUUAUCAAAUGUUUUAUAUUUUUCUUUAAUGAAUGGAAGAGGUACAUGUAUUUUCAUCUGUCCAGAGCAUUUACACUUCGUACUCAAAUCUCCUGUACUACAAUAUUUAAAGAGGAGACUGAUUUUUUUAACAAUUCCUGUUUUUUCAUCAAGACAUUUAUCAUGUCAGCAGGCAAAACAUUUGCAACUCGAGUGUUUGUUUAAGUACAUGUUCUUAACUUGAUUGUUAGUUAUUGACAUUGAAUUUUCCUUAAUUUUUGCAAUCCUAGAAAAUGAAGCUCAAUUUUUAAUGUU